Messenger RNA from Oncorhynchus tshawytscha (Chinook salmon), 2528 nucleotides. RefSeq names its product KIAA1328 ortholog. Bases 569 to 2305 code for a protein of 578 amino acids. The transcript has 11 exons. The record is from RefSeq and is a predicted model, not a curated record. Lineage: Eukaryota; Metazoa; Chordata; Actinopteri; Salmoniformes; Salmonidae.
UUAAUGCCGCGUUUAAAACGUCAGCGAUCUUCAGGUCGGAAAGUCGGAGCUCUAGAAAUAGUUGGAAUACCGAGUUGGAUAACCUUUCAAAUAGAUUUUUCCCAGUCCGAGCAGUUUUUUCCCCUCGAGAACCCAGUUGUUUGGAACUUACUUGAGUCAGAAGUAGGAGCUUUUCGAUUACCCAGUUGUUCUGAACGCAGCAUCAGUCCACUUUCCUCCCACCCCCCAACAAGUGUGUCUUUCAUCCUAACAAGAGCCAUUUUCUACGCAACUUGGCCAUACUUGGCAUCCUGGGAGUGGCGGUUGAUUCAAUAUGGCGGCAGCAAAGGAAGGAAAUGACAACUCAGUAUUUUGGGGGGCUAAUGACAGUAUCCUUUUACAUGGUGUCCAUAAAAGACAGCCCCCCGUAUAGGAAACGUUUUGAAGUCGAAAUUGUCAGUAUGCUUUCGAUGACGCAUCAGAUGAAGACCAACCUGUGGUGUUAAUUCCGGGAGUCAGCAGAGAGGGACACUUGCGGACAGCCUUUAAGUCAGUAUCAGGCACCAGCAGCAGUGAGAGAAAGGUGAAGAUGAGGGCCAAUUAUAGCAGUGAGAUCCGAAGAGGGGCUCCUCUGAGCCGGGGCAAUAAGAAGCAAGGCCAGCGUCUUUCCCUGUCCUCGAUGGGUAGAGGGCAGCUCCAGGCCACCCCUGCACCUACAGUCCCACCCCCCAACCCAGCCACCCAGCAGCAUCUCCUCACCACCCCACAGGCGAUCUCUGAGGUGACCCAGGCUACGAACAGGACCUCUCUGAAGGACCUCUGUCCCCAGGAUAAGCGGCGCAUCGCCAACCUCAUCCAGGAGCUGGCCAGAGUGAGUGAAGAGAAGGAGUCGUCGGUACAGAGGCUGAGGGACGAACAGGAGACCUUUGAGCGCAAAAUCCUACAGCUUGAGCAGCAGAACCAGCUCAUUGUACAGGAGAGAGAGAGCCUACAGCAGCAGUAUCGGGAGUGUCAGGAGCUGCUUGGGCUCUACCAGCAGUACCUCUCUCAGCAGCAGGAGAAACUCAACCAGUCCAUUGCCCAGCUCAGCCACAUCCGCAGCUCCCACUAUAACUCCCAAAGCAAGGCCCCCAGCAGUGAGGGAGCCUCCACCAAGCUUAGCAGGGGAGAGAGGGCCACAGCCUUGGACGGCUCCUACCUAGACCUGCCCACUCUUGGAGGAAUGGGGACAAACAGAGGAGGAAGAGGAGCGGGAGGAAGAGUCUCAUCCCUGAGUCCUGCCUCUCUCUCGGGCGACCUUCACUCAGACACCCCCCCUCCCUAUUCCUCCAGCGACCAAUCCCAGGGACCAAUGAAACCACUGGGCUGCCGAGGAGGGACCCAUAGCGAGCUUCGUCUAGCGUCCCAACGCAGCAGACAGGAAAGUCUGGUCAACGGAAGGUUCCCCCAUAGGGGGGCCACAGAAGCCCCUCUACUGGGCAACACCAGCCCGCUGCUCCACAACGGCCCUGGUGAACUACUCAAAGACAGCAGAGGUCUACUUGGACCUGGAGGGUUACUACCCGGAGAAGAUCCAUCGGGGGAGGGAGUAGAGGCAGAGGGGGCCCUCACAGCACCCCUCCUGGGCCCGGAGGACUGGGAGGAGAGGAGGCACCAGCUGUUCCUGCAGAAGCUGCAGCUGGAGGUGGAGAGAGAGCGGCUGCAGGCACGGCUGGCCCAGCAGGAGGAGCGUCUGAUCAGACAGAACCAGCAUCUCCGACACACACGCCUGGACUACAGCAGGUUCCAGCAAGCCACUUUAGACGAACUCAGCCACUCAAUGUCCAGAAAUGGGACCGAUCCUUUACCCAACAGCCGUGCACUACUCAGUGAGAUGAGAGGGUGUGACGAUGCAGAGGACUUGGCAGCGGAGCAAGAAGUACCUCCACACAAAGACAAUACUGCACACAUCCCCCUGCAAAACUCCAUACACUCCCCUAAGCCCUGUCAUAACAAGUCCAGGAGGGAUGUAGCCACCUCUCCUGUGGUGCCCCAGAGCAUUCUCAAAGCCACCCCAGCACCGGUGAUGUCCCCCACUCUACCUAGGACCCCCCACGCUAGGCUGGACUCCUCAUUGAUUGAGUUGUUGGAGGUCUUCAGUCCCAUCUCUCUGCCCGAGCGAAACAGCCCCUCCGCCUAUCGAGGCAACCCUACCCGAUGCCAGCCCCCCCCCAGUGUCCCCAAACCAGCCCGCCAAGCUCUCCUCUCCCACCCUGGCCCUUACCGGACCCCCCAACAGGACCUGGAGGAGAGCCAGAUACUUGAAGAGAUUUUCUUCAUCUGCUGAUUCAGGGGUCCGGAGGAAGUUACCCUGAGGGGGACAAAAUUACAAUUCUUAAUAAUUUACUUGAUAUUUACCAUUGGCUCCUAAAUUGAGGUCAGUGCCUUCUGUUUGUUUUGGUUUGAAAAGUCCUUAUAAGACCAUCAUGAUUUAGGUAAUUGUACGAUUGUAUUUUUAUAAUGCAAUUUUUUAAAUAUUAAAUGUAAAUAAAUGUAAAGAAUUUUGUGUA